Lactuca saligna is the source of this 417-nucleotide messenger RNA. The record is from the annotation of a GenBank genome assembly. NCBI's taxonomy places the organism in Eukaryota, Viridiplantae, Streptophyta, Magnoliopsida, Asterales, Asteraceae.
AUGAAGUUCGUCAUCUUCACAGCCAUCUCCACCAUUUUUUUAGGUGAAGAGCUUUGUAAUGAGAAAAUUCAUCUUCAAGUAACCCACCCAUAUCCACACCCAGCCACACAGAAACUUCAUCUAGACCCACCUCCCACAAGACCUAAAGCCUCCCACUUGGUUCUUUUUCUUCUCUUCCCAAUCACACACAUAUACACUUCUUCUACACUUGAUGCAACUCUAACAACAUAUAAAUGCUUAAAAACAACAUCAACAACUAUAUCUUUAACUGCACAGGGGUUCGACAUCAACUCAUGGAAUUUCUUGAGUUUUUAUAUCGUCAACGACAUCGGGUGCGAUCAGGGAGAAGAAGAGACAAAAUCGGGGAAGGUGGAUUUUUCAAGGAAAUGUAGAUCUUGCUCAGUUGAUUCAUCCUAA